Molecule: messenger RNA, 6971 nt
Organism: Orbicella faveolata
Lineage: Eukaryota; Metazoa; Cnidaria; Anthozoa; Scleractinia; Merulinidae
Source: RefSeq, a predicted model, not a curated record
GACCCUACAGGUUCUGAGUCCAGGCGAAGAGAAAGAGAAAAGACUCUGACAGUCACAACACAGCUAGUUGUCACCAGCUUUGGGAUAUCCUUGCUCCCUUAUCUCAUCGUCGCGUGCAUGGGUAUCUAUUCUUCCGAUUAUCGAGAACAGGAUUAGUAUUUUGCUUGUCGAAGACGUUUCCUUCCCUUUGUCUAUUUAAACCCAGCCGCGAAUCCACUGAUCUUCAACUUCAGACUUGCGCACUUCCGGUGAGCGUUCAGACUCGUUUUCAAGCCACGCAUUGCUCGUCUGCAAAACAUAGAGCUCACUUCCUUUUCAAAGUGACGCUUCCCGCGGUAAAGAAUUCAACUGCUGAGGAAGACAAAACAAAUAUGUAAUUCAAAGAUAACAAAAAUUCUAAGAUAAACAUUAUAAAAAAUUUAAAGAAAGGAGAAUUCAAGAAGAUGGUUUUUUUUCUGACAGAAAGGAUCGUGUGUUUAACGUUGAUAUCGCAUUUAAAAACUCCUCUGCGUUUUCUUCCCUUUUCAAGAUUCUCACGCGACAGUUUCAGUGAUCUGAUAGAAUGAUUCUGGAGUCACAAUUUCAGGUGGCAGGGGAAGCUUAUUAUUCGAGGAAAUAUGUACUUAUCAUCGACUUCUUCAGAACACGUUUCAUACUUGCUAAAAGCUGUAAGAAUCCCUUACGAUUUAUGAAAAGUGUGCUAUUUUGUUCGCGUGUUUUUGGCAGCUGCUGUAAAUGCGAGUAGCUCUCCUCCUCCAGUUUCAAAAUGGCAGAACAGGUACAUUUUUAUUAACAUACUUUAGGUCCAAUCUUUGGUCUGAAGUUACCAUGUGCAGCUCUUAUUCAUUGCAAUUAUUUUUUUUACCAGUUUUGUUUAGAUUAUUCCGCAAUAAGUAAUUAAUUCAAUUUUCAACAGCUGCGGUAUUGUCAAAAGGGAAACUACCUCAACUACAUACAGCAUUCUAUUAUUAUCAUUAUUAUUAUAAUCACCAUUUUUUACCGGAAAACAGACUUUGAGCCUCGAUUUUUGAGCUCUGUUGUUUCACGAUGUCAGAUUUUGUCUAAGUACAUAGAAAAUUCAUCACAAAUAAACAUAGACUGAAAAUCCACUUUGGUGGAAAACGAGAUUAUGGGAAAACCAUUUAUGCCGAGACUAGAGCGGUAUAAUAUUUAAGUCUUUCUUCACAUUUUAUCUUCCGCCAUAUGGCUGCCAUGAAAUUUAAACUGUGGAAAAUGUGAUGUAUACCCCGCUAAUGGCCAGCAGAUGAUGUUCACGGCAUACUUUUUAACUUCCCAUCCUAAAUUGUCAAGCAUGAUGACGAUAACUGUGUAAAAAUUCAUCAUUUAGUGAAUACUGUCUUAAAUGAUGAACUAACAAAUUCUCUGAACAAAUAUGAGAACAAAUAUGUGGAAAAUGGUAGGGAGAAUUUAUAUUUCGAGAUUGUGUAAAAGUGUUAAUAUUCAUAAGUUUUGACGUCCAGGUGCCGUGUGCGGGCGUCUAGUUUUCGUCAGCCUCAGCGCAGCUCGUUGAUCAACAUGGACUGCGCUCCAGAGCGUUAAGGCAGCAAACAACUUAAAGAAAGAGGUUUUCUUGAUUGUGGAUGGAAGAAAACAGCAUGACUUUCGCAGCAUCUUUUACAAUUGGUUUUGUCUUCCUCUUGGAAGGUUUCUUUGUAGUGUCAUCAAGCAGUGGCUCAAGUGCUUCUCAAAGUCCCUGUGAAGACACACCCUUAGGAGUUGAAGAUAGCUUACCAAAAUCUAGCUUCUCAGCGUCUUCGUUCUAUAAAGGUUACCCUCCUUCAUCGGCUCGCUUGAAUGGAAAACACGCCUGGUGUUCACAGACGACAAACGUACCAGUAGAAUAUUUGGAGAUACAGCUGCCAUAUCAGGCUGCAACGAUUUGUGCGAUUGCCACUCAAGGGACUGGUUUUAAACACGUUAACCAUACCACCAACGACUCUGUGACAAAAUACUAUGUGGAGUACUCUGACGGUGGUCGAUGGAAGAGCAUUGAAAAGCAAUUUGAUGGAAACAUUGGUGACGCUGAUACAAUCUCAAAACAUGUUUUACCAGCUCCCGUAAAUUCUACUCUCAUUCGAAUUCGUCCACUGAAGUAUAGACAAUGGAUAUGCAUGAGGGUGGAAUUGUAUGGCCAGGCAAGUGAAGGAACUUUAAUCACUACGAGAACUGUUUCAACAACACACACCAGGUCAAAGAGAGCAGCUGAAUCUACUGCAGCCACGGGAACUUCAACGAAACCAACGAUAGCAACUAUGUUAACUACACCAAAUGUAACAACAUCAAUUUCACCGAAGGUCCUGCGUACAUCAACUGCACCGAAGCGGGAAACUACAUCAACUGCACCAAAGGAAGUAACAACAUCAACUGCACCAAAUAUAGUAAGAACAUCCACUGCGCCACGAGAGGUAGUAACAGCAGCAACACCAAACGAAGUAACUACUUCAACUGCGCCAAAGGUAGAAACUGCAUCAACAGCACCAUUAGUAGUAACUAUAUCAAUCGCACCAAAGGCAGUAACUACAAUGACUGCACCAAAAGUAGAAACUACAUCAAAGGCACCAUUGGUUGUAACUACAUCAAUCGCACCAAAGGCAGUAACUACAAUGACUGCACCAAAAGUAGAAACUACAUCAACGGCACCAUUGGUAGUAGCAACAUCAUCAGCACCAAAGGAAGUAACUACAUCAGUUGCGUCAUUGGUAGUAACUACAUCAAUCACACUAAAGGAAGUAACUACAUCGACUGCACCAAAAGUAGAAACUACAUCAACCACAGCAACUGUAUCAACAGCACCAAAGGAAGUGACUACAUCAACAGCACCAUUGGUAGUAACUGCAUUAACAGUACCAAAGGAAGCAACUACAUUAGUUCCGCCAUUUGUAGUAACUACUUCAACUGCAUUAAAGGAAGUAGGUACAUCAACCCCACCAUUGGUAGUAGUUACAUCAUCUAAACCAAAGGUAGUAACUACAUCAACAGCACCACUGGUAGUAUCUACAUCAACUGCACCAAUGGAAGUAACUACAUCAACUGCACCAAAAGAAGUAACUACAUCAACUGCACCAAAGGAAGAAACUACAUCAACUACACCAAAGGAGGUAGCUACAUCAACCCCACCAUUGGUAGUAAUUACGUCAUCUACACCAUUGGUAGUAUCUACAUCAAAUGCACCACAGGAAGUAACUACGUUAACUGCACCAAAGGAAGUAACUACAUCAACUGCACCAUUGGUAGUAACAACAACUACUGCACCACUGGUAGUAACAACAUCACCUGUACCAAAGUUGGUAACUGCAUCAAUUUCACCAAAGGAAGUAACAACAUCAACUACACCAAGGGAAGUAACAGCAUCAACUACACCAAAGGCAGUAACUACAUCAACUGCACCAUUGGUAGUAACUACAUCAACCUCAGUAAAGGAAGCAACAACAUCAACUGCAUCAAGGGUAGUAACUACAUCAAUUUCACCAUUGGUAGAAACUACAUCAACUCUAACAAAGGAAAUAAUAACAUCAACUGCAUCAAGGGAAGUAACUAAAUCAACUGCACCAUUGAUAGAAACUACAUCAACUGCACCAAAGUUAGUAACUGCGUCAAUUUCACAAAAAGAAGUAACAACAUCAACUACACGAAGGGCAGUAACUACAUCAACAGUGUUAAAGGAAGCAACAACAUCAACUGCACCAUUGGUAGUAACUACAUCAACCUCACUAAAGGAAGUAACAACAUUAACUGCAUCAAGGGUAGUAACUACAUCAAUUUCACCAUUGGUAGAGACUACAUCAACUGUACCAAAGGGAAUAAUGACAUCAACUGCAUCAAGGGAAGUAACUAAAUCAGAUGCACCAUUGGUUGAGACUACAUCAACUGCCCCAAAGAAAGUAACUACAUCAACUGCAUCAUUGGUAGAAACUACAUCAACUGCACCAAAGGAAGUAACAACAUCAACUACACCAAAGUUAGUAACUGCGUCAAUUUCACCAAAGGAAGUAACAACAUCAACUACACCAAGGGCAGUAACUACAUCAACAGUACUAAAGGAAGCAACAGCAUCAGCUGCACCAUUGGCAGAAAGUACAUCAACUGCACCAAAGAAAGUAACCGCAUCAACUGCACCAUUUGUAGAAACUACAUCAACUGCACCAAAGGAAGUAACAACAUCAACUGCACCAAAGGAAGUAACAACAUCAACUGCACCAAAGAAAGUAACAACAUCAACUGCGCCAAAAGAAGCAACAUCAUCAACGGCACCAUUGGUAGUAGCUACAUCAACUGCACCAAAGGAAAUAGUAACAUCAACUGCACCAAAGGAAAUAGUAACAUCAACUGCACCAAAGGAAGUAACUACAACAACUGCACCAUUGGUAGUAACUACAUCAACUGCACAAAGGAAAGUAAGUACAUCAGCUGCACUAAAGAUAUUAAAAACAUCCACUGUGCCAAGAGUAGUAGCACCAACAACAUCAAACGUAGCAACUAAAUCAGUGGCACUGAAGGUUGAAACUACAUCAACUGCACAAAGGGUAGUAACUACAUCAACUGCACCAAAAGAAGAAACUACAUUACCUGUGCCAUUGGUAGUAGCUACAUUAACUGCACCUAAGCAAGUAACAACAUCACCUGCACCAAAGUUGGUAACUGCAUCAAUUUCACCAAAGGAAGUAACAACAUCAACUACACCAAGGGAAGUGACAGCAUCAACUACACCAAAGGCAGUAACUACAUCAACAGUACUAAAGGAAGCAACAACAUCAACUGCACCAUUAGUAGUAACUACAUCAACAGCACUAUUGGUAGUAACAACUACGACUGCACCAUUGGUAGUAACUACAUCAACCUCACUAAAGGAGGUAACAACAUUAACUGCAUCAAGGGCAGUAACUAAGUCAACUGCACCUUUGGUAGAAAUGUCAACUACACCAAAGAAAGUAACUACAUCAACUACACCAAAGAAAGUAGCUACAUCAACUGCAUCAUUGGUCGAAUCUACAUUAACCACACCAAAGGAAGCAACAAUAUCAACUGCGCGAAAGGCAGUAACUACAUCAACCGCACUACUAAUAGUAAGUACAUCAACUGCACCAUUGCAAGUAACUACAUCAACGGCACCAUCGGUAGAAACUACAUCAACAGCACCAAAGAAAGUAACUACAUCAACUACACUAUUAGUAGUAACUAUAUCAACUACACCAUUGCUAGUAACUACAUCAACAGCACCAUCGGUAGAAACUACAUUAACAGCACCAAAAGAAGUAACGACAUCACUUGCACCAAACUUGGUAACUGGGACAAUUUCACUAAAAGAAGUAACAACGUCAACUUCAUCAAAGGCAGUAACCACAUCAAAUGCAGUAAAAGUAGUAACUACAUCACCUACACCAAACGAGGUAAGCACAUCAACUGCACCAAAGGAAGUAGCGACAUCAACUGCAUCAAGGGUAAUAACUACAUCAACUACACCAUUGGUAGUAACUACGUCAACAGCAUCAAAGGAAGUAACUACAUCACCUGCACCGUUAGUAGUAAUUGCAUCAACAGCACCAAAGGAAGUAACUACAUCACCUGCACCAAAGGAAGUAGCGACAUCAACUGCCUCAAGGAUAGUAACUACAUCAACUGCACAAAAUGUAAUAAGCGCAGCAACUGCACCGAUGGUAGUAAUUACUUUGACGCCAUUGGUAGUAUCUACAUCAUUGACACCAAAGGUAACAACUACGUCUACUACAUUAAAGGUGGCAACUUCAUCAACUUCAACUACACUAAAGGAAGUAACUAGAUCAACUAUACCAGAGAAAGUAACUAAAUUUACUGAACUAAUGGCAGAAAGUACAUCAACUGCACCAAAGGAAAUAAGCACAUCAAACAUACCAAAGGUAGAAACUACAUCAGUUACACCAGAGGCAGUACCUGCAACGACCUCACCAAAGGUGACAACUACAUCAACAUCAGCUGCACCAGUGGUAGAAUCUACAUCAACUGUAUUAAUGGUAGUAACAUCAAUUGUACCAAAGGAAGUAGUAACAUCAACUGCACCAAGGGUACUACCUACACCAACUGCACUAAAGAUAGUAACCUCAUCAUAUACACUAAAGGUGGUAGAUACAUCAACUACAUAUACACCAGUUACAUCAGUCUCACCAAAGAAAGUAAUUAUACCAGCUAGUUAUACUUCUGACCUACCAUCGAAGUUUAUAUCAACAGCAGAUACAUCAACAGCGUUUAUUAAAGUUUCACCGUCAAGUCCUACCGCCAGUUCCUCCACACCCAAUGUACCGGCGACAAGCGUUAAUCCUGCUGCGACAUCAUCAGAAGGAGACUCAGUGUCUUUGCAAGUUAAAAUUCUUGUUCCUGUGGCCCUGUUUAUCUUGUUGGUAAUCGUGAUCGCAUGUUGGAGGUAUUGCGACCGUGGCAACACGAAUCAAAAUAAUGACGCAGAGCCGGUUGAAUUCACCCCAAUGAUGCCAAAGACAGACGGAGGACCUAAAGCUGACGAGAAAGAGGAGGAUUUGCCGUCCGAUGAAGUCUAACAGAAAAUAAUUUUGAAUUUAUUAUUGCUAAAGAAAAUUAUUAGGAAACAUUUGAUAACAUGCAAAUCGGCAUAAGAUAAUAAAUAGUAAAUUAAUUGAAGUGAAAUACCCUUCGAGGUAAUAUUUUUAGACUUGAGUUUUACAAUUAUAAUCUGUGCUACGCAUAGCCGUAAAGAAUAAAAUUUGCAGAAGCAUUAUAUACGAAGUAUGUUUCCUUAAAAUUGCUACGUUUGAAGUCCAACAGUAUUCAUUGUGAUGUCGACAUUGAAAGGAAGCAAGCCACCAUAUGCUUCUUUCCUUUCAGGAUGAUCAUCAAAUUAAACUAAAUUAGUAAUUUCGGCGUCUUAGGCCGUUUCCACGCUACGCCGGAGGAAUUUGAAAACUCAACAAUUACCGGCCGUUUUGGAUUUGCGUUUGAGCAAA